AUGGACGGCGGGUGGCACGACGACGACGAGUUGGCUGGCAGGCCAAAACGUCGGACCUGUGCCGAAGCGCUGACGAUGAACUUGGAGACUCUGAUGGUGAAGUAUUGUCCAGUUUGCCCAUUUAUAACCAGCAGCAACAAAUUGAGCAGACACAUACUCAACAAACAUCCAGAGUCUCCGAGGAAGCCGAAGAAGGUCCACUUGAAAUCCAUAGUUCAAAAAAUCACGGCUGCGUCGAGAAAAUUGUAUUCGGUCGUCCCGAUGUCGGCCAUCAAGCAGACGCUCGGGGCGUAUUGGGAUGACAGAAACUACCGGAGCAUCGCCCACAAACUCACGGUCAUGUUAAGGAUGAAGGUGUAUGGCGGGUCGUGGGACCUUCCCGGCGUCACAGUAGCACCACAUCCUUUCGCGGACGACCUCGUCCAAGUGGAAGACGAUGCUCCCGAAGCGUUCUUCCCGACGCUCCCGAUGUCGGACUAUAGAUGGCCAGCCAAUUCGGCGCCCAAAGCUCCGCACGCCUUGAUGGGAAUGUCCUCCGCUCCCGCAGCCGCCUCUUCCUCCCUCUCCGCCGCCACCGCCCUCGCCACCACCUCUGCCACCCCCGACACCAUUCAGGCCACCCCCAAGGUGUCCGUACUAUUUAUAGUAUUGUUGAAUCAUUGA
Molecule: messenger RNA, 663 nt
Organism: Macrosiphum euphorbiae (potato aphid)
Lineage: Eukaryota; Metazoa; Arthropoda; Insecta; Hemiptera; Aphididae
Source: the annotation of a GenBank genome assembly